Molecule: messenger RNA, 1758 nt
Organism: Vitrella brassicaformis
Lineage: Eukaryota; Vitrellaceae
Source: the annotation of a GenBank genome assembly
CACAGACACUCUCCCUCUCUGUCUGUCUGCCUGUCUGCCUCUCUGCGUCACUUGUCGACGCAGCAACCACCAACCACCCCCCUGAGUGAGUGAGUGAGACAGCCCAUAUGCUCGCCUGCCUCACUGCCUGCCUUCAGGUCCAUGCUUCAUCCGGAGGUAGGUAGGUAGGUAGCCACACAUCCAUGGAUAAAUGUCAGUCAACCAGGGUCAGGGGCACUCAUGGAUGGAUGGAGGGAGGGAUGGAUGUGUCAGACAGUGUCUAGGUACUCGAGGUACCACACACGCCCGCAAGCACACACGCACCAGUGAGGACCAUCACCACCACCACCACCGGCAGCAGCAGCAGCAGCAGACAACGGCAGGAAGACGCAACGCACGAGUGCGAGUGACAGCCACCAGGGGAAUUGCCUCCCCUCCCUCACAAGCACACGCUCGCACACUCAUGCAUGGACGGCGAAUGAAUGUCUAUGUCGCUACGCUACGCUACGCUACCAGCCAGUCAGUCGGCAUCAAGGAAUGCAAUGCCCCCUCUCUCCCUUGCUACCUGAGAAGGUGUGACGCCCACCCACGCUCUGGACAUAGAUCGGGAGAGAGAGGGAGAGAGGGAGGGAGGGACUGGCCAGGCCACUAGUGACGCGCACACACACGGGAAGACAGAUAAAGGGGCCGUUAGAGAGGGGGGGAGGGAGUGGGGUUAGAGAGAGAGAAGAACCGAGGAUCGUCUCGUCUCGCCGGUCGGUCAUUGUAUACAGCAGCCACACCCUGGUUGAGUUGAUUGAAGCAUGGACAUCACAACACACACACAAGGGGACAAGGGGACAGAGAGGAGAGCAAGAGAUAAUUUCAUGCAUGCAGACAGGCAUUCGUGGGGGGAUAUAACGGCUUCUCUCUGGCUCAUUCGCUCAUUCGCGCUCUCUCUCUCUCUCUCUUGCUCACUUGGCUGGAAAUACAUCUCUUGGUUGUAUUCCUGAGCGACCAAACACACAACCACAGACAGACAGACAGACAGACAGACACACACAAACAGACGCAUGCAGUCAUCCGUCCGUCCGUCCGUCAGUGUCCGUCAGUCACUGUCAGCUGACUGACCUUGAACGACUCCACUUCAUGGAUCUCGGCCACCUUGCAGUCCUGCUUGACCUCGUCCACAAAGGCGAUUGAGUGCUUCUUGCUCCCCCGCGAGAUCGGCUGCCCCCUGGCGUCACGCCGCAUCUUCUCGCUGUAGGUCGGGCUGAUGGCCUCCAUCGACGGCAUCACACUCACCGACGUCACCAGACCGUGGUGGCCGUUCUCCUUCCACAGCUGCGGGUGGUGGCCGUUGCUCGGGUGGUGGUGCGCGUGUGUGAGGUCUGUCCACUCCUGCGGGCUGUCGGCGGUGUCGCCACUGACGGGGGCGGGGGGAGGCUGGGGCUGUGGGGAGGGGUUAUUGUUGUCGUCAGUGGUGCGGAGCGGCCGAAUGACGCCCAACUUGGAGGGCGAUGUGGCCUCUUCUGGGCUGGGAGGCGCCACGGGGUGGUCUUCUGUCGUGUGGCUGCUGCUGCUCUGGCUGCUGCUUGGAUGUUGGGGAGGGUGGUGGGGAUUGUGGCCAUUGCUCGCGUGUGAGUGUUGAGCGUCGGUCCCAUUGCUGGUGCUGAUGCUGCUGCUCCCGUUGGUCUCGGCCAUCGCUGGCUGAGCGUCGGUCGUCGAUAGUAGGCUGGCUCAGCUCAAGGCUCAGCUGGGGGUCAAUCGAUUCACAGCCGCCACGAGACUCUCCCAGUG